This is a messenger RNA of Bubalus bubalis (water buffalo), 2784 nucleotides long. It is a transcript of the gene PLG, whose product is annotated as plasminogen. Lineage: Eukaryota; Metazoa; Chordata; Mammalia; Artiodactyla; Bovidae. The record is from RefSeq and is a predicted model, not a curated record. The transcript has 19 exons. Gene Ontology annotation, biological process: proteolysis. Gene Ontology annotation, molecular function: signaling receptor binding; serine-type endopeptidase activity. The coding region runs from base 107 to 2527 and encodes 806 amino acids. Gene Ontology annotation, cellular component: extrinsic component of plasma membrane.
ACUCUGUGUGAUUAUCUUGUUUGUGGGCGCGUUUCCUCUCGUGUAAGUCAAUAACAUCUUGGGAUUGGGACACAGUGUUCUCGGGACGCUGCCGGCCAGUCCCAAAAUGGAACAUAAGGAGGUGGUGUUCCUACUUCUCUUAUUUCUGAAAUCAGGUCUCGGAGACCUCCUGGAUGACUAUGUAAAUACCCAGGGGGCUUCCCUGCUUAGUCUGAGUCGGAAGAACCUGGCGGGAAGAAGCGUAGAGGAUUGUGCAGCAAAGUGUGAGGAGGAGACAGACUUCAUUUGCAGGGCAUUCCAGUAUCACAGUAAAGAGCAACAAUGCAUCGUAAUGGCCGAAAACAGCAAGACCACCCCUGUCUUUAGGAUGAGGGAUGUCAUUCUAUAUGAGAAGAGAAUCUACCUUUUGGAGUGCAAGACCGGAAAUGGGAAGACCUACAGAGGGACCACAGCCAAAACAAAAAGUGGGGUCACCUGUCAAAAAUGGAGCGCCACUUCUCCACACGUGCCCAACUUUUCGCCUGAAAAAUUCCCUCUAGCGGGACUGGAGGAGAACUAUUGCAGGAACCCAGACAGUGACGACAGUGGGCCCUGGUGUUACACCACAGACCCAGACAAGAGAUACGACUACUGCAACAUUCCCGAAUGCGAAGAUGAAUGUAUGCAUUGCAGUGGAGAAAACUAUGAGGGCAAGAUUGCCAAGACCACGUCUGGACGUGACUGCCAGGCUUGGGACUCUCAGAGCCCACAUGCCCACGGAUACAUUCCUUCCAAAUUUCCAAGCAAGAAUCUGAAGAUGAACUACUGCCGUAAUCCUGAUGGGGAGCCCCGCCCAUGGUGUUUCACCACCGACCCCCAAAAGCGCUGGGAAUUCUGUGACAUCCCGAGAUGUACCACACCCCCACCAUCUUCUGGGCCGAAGUAUCAGUGUCUGAAGGGAACCGGCAGAAACUACGGAGGGACGGUGGCCGUCACCACGUCCGGGCACACGUGUCAGCGCUGGAGCGAGCAGACGCCCCACAAACACAACAGGACCCCAGAAAACUUUCCCUGCAAAAACUUGGAGGAAAACUACUGUCGUAACCCUAAUGGGGAGAAAGCCCCAUGGUGCUAUACAACCAACAGCGAAGUGAGGUGGGAAUACUGCACAAUCCCGUCCUGCGAGUCCUCUCCGUUAUCCACGGAACGUAUGGAUGUCCCAGUACCACCCGAACAAACUCCUGUGCCUCAGGACUGCUACCAUGGUAACGGGCAGAGUUAUCGAGGCACGUCAUCCACUACUGUCACGGGAAGGAAAUGCCAGUCGUGGUCAUCGAUGACACCACACAGGCAUCAGAAGACCCCAGAAAGCUACCCAAAUGCCGGCUUGACAAUGAACUACUGCAGAAAUCCAGAUGCCGAUAAGAGCCCCUGGUGUUAUACCACCGAUCCGAGAGUCAGAUGGGAGUUCUGCAACCUGAAGAAAUGUUCAGGAACGCCAGAGCAGGUGCCUGCGGCUCCCCAAGCCCCAAGCAUAGAGAACCCUCCUGAAGCAGACUGCAUGAUCGGGACGGGCAAAAGCUACCGCGGCAAGAAGGCCACUACGGUGGCCGGCAUCCCCUGCCAGGCGUGGGCGGCCCAGGAGCCCCACCAACACAGCAUCUUCACUCCAGAAACAAACCCACGGUCAGGGCUGGAGAAAAACUACUGCCGUAAUCCUGACGGUGAUGUCAACGGGCCCUGGUGCUACACCACGAACCCAAGGAAGCUUUUUGACUACUGUGAUGUCCCUCAGUGUGAAUCCUCAUUCGACUGUGGAAAGCCCAAAGAGGAGCCGAAGAAAUGUUCUGGAAGGAUUGUAGGUGGGUGUGUGUCCAAACCACACUCUUGGCCCUGGCAAGUCAGCCUUCGAAGAAGCUCGAGGCAGCACUUCUGCGGAGGAACUCUGAUAUCCCCAGAGUGGGUGCUGACUGCUGCCCACUGCCUGGACAAGAUUUUAGGGCCGUCAUUCUACAAGGUCAUCCUGGGUGCACACCACGAGACCGCCCAGGAACGGAGUGUCCAGGAAAUACCAGUGUCCAGGCUGUUCCGGGAGCCCUCUCGGGCGGACAUUGCCUUACUCAAGCUGAGCAGACCUGCCGUCAUCACGAAUGAGGUAAUCCCAGCUUGUCUGCCACCCCCGAACUACGUGGUUGCAGACCGGACAGAAUGUUACAUCACUGGCUGGGGAGAAACCCGAGGCACUUCUGGUACGGGCCACCUGAAGGAAGCGCACCUGCCCGUGAUCGAGAACAAGGUGUGUAAUCGCUACGAGUAUCUCGACGGGAAGGUCAAGCCCACGGAGCUGUGUGCCGGCCAUCUGAGUGGAGGGAUCGACAGCUGCCAGGGCGACAGCGGCGGGCCUCUGGUCUGCUUUGAGAAGGACAAGUACAUUCUGCAAGGAGUCACUUCUUGGGGUCUUGGCUGUGCACUCCCCAAUAAGCCUGGUGUGUAUGUUCGUGUUUCCCCCUAUGUUCCUUGGAUUGAAGAAACUAUGAGAAGGAAUUAAUUAGAUGGGAGACAGUGACGCACCAAUGGUUCUAGAAGCUGGAACAUGGUAGGGAAUCUAGCAUGCUCAGAAAUAAUUGACAGUAAUCCAACCAAGUAAGACACUGUCCUUAGCUGCCAUCUUCUGCCAAACCUCAACAUUUUUUUGUGAUGUUGUGAAUAACAUGUUCCUGACUGUGAACUGCUGGAUUCUGUAAUAACAAGGCAAUACAGCUAUGACGUUUGUUGAAAAUAAACUCGGUACUUCUUUUGAUUUAA